Penaeus monodon (black tiger shrimp) is the source of this 4502-nucleotide messenger RNA. RefSeq names its product thioredoxin-related transmembrane protein 1-like. NCBI's taxonomy places the organism in Eukaryota, Metazoa, Arthropoda, Malacostraca, Decapoda, Penaeidae. The record is from RefSeq and is a predicted model, not a curated record. The transcript is spliced from 6 exons. Bases 53 to 1036 code for a protein of 327 amino acids.
CCUCUUCUCCCUCGGCGAACGUGGUGUUUGUGGCAGGCCGUUCCUCUCCAACAUGGCGACUGACAGGCGGAGACGCACGCUCCUCCUCGCUUCCUUCGUGGUUUUGCACGUCGUUUCGCGUUCCUGGGCCAAGCCCGGCGUGGUGGAGCUCGAUGAAGACAAUUGGCACCAGAUGCUCGAGGGGGAGUGGAUGGUGGAGUUCUUUGCCCCUUGGUGCCCUGCUUGCAAAGCCUUGAAGCCCAUUUGGCAAGACUUUGCAACCUGGAGCGAUGACUUGGGCAUCUCCGUGGGACAGGUGGACGUCACAAACUCCCCAGGAUUAUCAGGUCGCUUCAUGGUCACUGCAUUGCCCACAAUUUAUCACGUAAAGGAUGGAAAGUUCCGACAGUACCGGGGAUCUCGAGACAAGGAUGAGUUCAUGAGCUUUGUGGAGGAGCGGCGAUGGCAGGAGGUGGAAGAGGUCCCUGCGUGGAAGUCGCCGGCUUCCUUCCAGAUGUCGGUUGUUUCGCAGUUUUUCAAGCUCUCCAUGGUUCUCCGAGGAGUUCAUUCAGUCUUAGUGGAAGACUAUGGACUCCCGACAUGGGGGUCAUACCUUGUCUUUGCCCUCGCCACCAUUUUGGUUGGUGCUUUGCUUGGCUUGAUCCUGGUGUGUAUCAUCGAUUUUGUGUUCCCUCCCAAGGCACCAGGCCCAGCUCCGGUUGUCACGUCAGCUGGUCUUAAAGCAGAUGAUGAUGAGGAAGAUUUAGUAGAAGAUACUAAAGCAAAGAGUGAAGAUGCUGAGGAGGAGUCACAAGGACAAGAAGAAAGUGAUGAUAAAGAGGAAAGAAAGAAAGCAGGUAGUGGAGAUGAGAAUGAAGAUGUAGAAGAGGAUGAGGAUGAGGAGGGAGAGGAGGAACAGAAAGAGAAGGAGGAAGAAGAAAAGAAGGAAGAAGAGGAGGAGGAGGAGGAGGACUCUCAAGCUGAAGAAGACAAAGAAUCAGGAAGCCCCAAAACCUCUCCAGAAGUGAGGCGGCGACGGCCAAGGAAAGCAGACUAGCUGACUAGGUCCUUUAGGUUAACCCCUUUAUCCCCUUCUAAAUGGGUCUUUAGUGGGACUCGCAUUCUCUCGUCUCUCUUUCUCUCUCUCACUCUCUCUGGCUCUCUCUCUCUCUCUCUCUUUCCCUGCCGAUGACUCGCAACCAUGAGGCAUUUGAAGCUAACUUUCAAGGGAUGAGCCCAUGACCACGGAACCUGCUUGACUGUUUAAUGAGAGCAGCUGAUGCUGGCAGAAUUAACUUUAUUUUCCUCCCUCCCUCAUUAUAAAUGGCUUUUUAUUCACAUUUGCUGAUGGGUGUUGACUCCAUGGCAUUUAAAUUUUUGUCUUCUACUAAUGCUGUUUUUAUUUUUUUAUUUGAUUAUUGUUUUUUAUUUUUUUCUCUUGUAUUUUAAGAUUUUACCAUGCAUACAUUUUGUCCAUGAAGAAUCCUUUGGUGUAUAGAUUUAUGUAUGUGCAUUAGUAUAUCUUGUCUUGGUGCUCUUAGGUAGUCUUUGCAUUCCCCUUCCCCCCCUCCUUGCCUCACCCACCCAGUCCCAUUGCCCCCCCCCCUACCACCACACCUCCAAAAUAGGACAAAACUUGUUAAUACAUGUUUAAGAAUAUUCCAUAUGAGUGGGCUUUCACAUGAUAGGUUUUUGGUGAUAAUAAAGUAUAUUUUCUUUUUUUCUCUUGUCUCCUCUUCUUGUUUUUUAACAGUUUUUGACAUAGAUUUCAUAAUGCUUCGUGCCAGUAACAAUUGCCAAAUAUUACCCUAUGCUUCAAAUUCAUAAGAACAUCUAGGAAUACUAAUAAUCAUAUUGCUGUUUACUGUUGACUUUGGUUUUUGCUGGUGUGAAAUGGAGUCACUAAUUGCAGCAUUGAAAAUAAGAUGCUGAUAAAGCUUAACCAGAUUCUAUAAUUGAUAUUCUCUCUCUCACUUUCUUUCUUCCUCAGAUUAUUUAAAAGAAUUUAGUGUUGACUUGAUAUUUUCUUUUGAAGUCCUUUAGUUUUCUCUCUCAACCCCUUCCCGACGGGUCACGUGUACAGGCGUCAUAACAUACUGCUUGGUCUGUGGAGUAUGGCUGUACACACAGCAACGUGCCAGACCGCAUGGAGCAUGAAGUUCUACUAUAUGUAGCAGACUCAAGUGCCCAGCAUCAGGACAUUGCCAGAAAUCACCAGAGUUUAUGGCGCUCAUAGAUUUCUGAUACCUGUCAGUGUUGGGCUCUGCCUGUCUGUCCAUCUUUUAUUCAUGUGCAAUGUUAAUGUGAAUACCUUUUUCCUAUAAAAAUCAUCUUGCCACAUGCAUCAAUCUGAUAUUGAUUUUUUACAAACUGGUUAAUUGUUGACAUUCAGAAAUGUUAUCAAGUAGCCAGCUUAGGAUGGUGCUCAGGGGAAGCACCUUGUCGGUGUUGGGAUAGUGAAAGAAAUGCACCAAGGUCUUUCUGUAUGUAUCGGCAAAUGAGGUUGACUGUUCCACCCCAGAUUUUUCUCUCUCUCUCUCUCUCUCUCUCUCUCUCUCUCUCUCUCUCUCUCUCUCUCUCUCUCUCUCUCUCUCUCUCUCUCUCUCUCUCUCUCUCUCUCUCUCUCUCUCUCUCUCUUUCUCUCCCCCCCCUUUUUUUCUUACUAUUUUCUUUUUCUUCUUCCUUUUUUUUCUUUGUAUUUCAUUGUAAUUUUCUUAUUUUCUCUUCCAUGCUUUAAGACAAACAUCCUUAAGGUUGAUGAGCUUGUUUAUGUGGAUGAGAAUAACUAGGGUAUUUCACCUAAGAGUAGAACUUCGUAUAACAUUUGCACUAAUCCCUAGGUAAGCACACAUCUCUCCUGGAACAAGCAAGUCGAACACUUAAAGUGUGAGUAUCAAGUGUUCAGUUGAUGUUUUACUCUGGAACUUUGUCUCAGCACUAUUGCUGUGGAACACUUUUGCUUUCAUUAUAUAUUUUUUCACUUAUAUUAAGUUUUAAAGGCAUGGAGAAUGAAGGUAUACACUAUUGGUCAUGCAGAUUGCUCACUGGAUGGAAGGUUGAUAUUGUGAUAGCUGUUAAUGAUAAUACAGUGAUAUCAUGUAGUUUUGUAGACUCAUCCAGCCAGUAAAUUUAGAAUGUUAUCAUUAUUACUAUUAUCAUCAUUCUUUUUCUCCUCUAUUACUCUGUAUUAGUUACCUUUAGUCAUAAGACAAACUUUGAACUUUCAAGUGAAAAAGAAAGAAAAGUCGAGUUGGUAUUCUCAUAACAUCAACCAUUUGAUUCUGUAAAGAAGGUUGGGACGAUAUUUUCCUCAGUAUUAAUGUUACAGUGUCCUUGCAAUUGUGAUUGUUUAUUUUUGUAAAUCAGUUUCUCUUUUUUUAGAUUAUACAAAAAAAAAUAAAAUGAAAGUAGUAGAAUUAGAGACUUGUGUUACUAAGAUUUUUUUUUCUUCUUUCUCCCUUUCACUUCAUAAUCUCCUAUUCCUCACCAUUCUGUUUGUAUAGUUGAUCUAUCUGAUAGUUCUAGCAUAUCAGGAUUAAAGAAUUGGCCAAUGUAUGUGAAUACUAUCUCUUUUUUUUUGCCAGUACUUCUGUUAGAUAAGGCUCUGGAAAAACUAUGAAGAUGGUAAAAAAAUAAAAAAAAAGGUGAUGAUUAGAAAUUUUGGAGUUUGUCUUAUCAAUAUUUCAGAUAAUUUUUGUAUGUCAGAUUUGCAAACUUGUAGAAAUACAGGGAUGGGAUUGUUUCUACUUCUGUAUGAAUUUGGGUGUGGUAAAGUUUAUUUUUGUCAACAAUCUCAGAUUAUGCCACAUCUAGCAUCAAAGUUGAGAAUUGAUUUCUAUAGGUAUUGUAACUAUUAUGAUCACUGUUGCUGGCAUUAUUUUCAAAAUUAUUAAAAUUAUUAUUAUCAUUAUCAUCAUUAUUAUUAUUAUUAAUGUAUUUGUAUUUCUAAGAUUAGUGUAUGUAAUUAAUUUGAUAUACACCAUUACCUCAUUUUGAUUUUUUAUUUCUAACUACUAACUGAAAUAUUUAAAAAAAAAGAUUCUAACAGUAACAUAUUAACAUUAAAUCCAGUCUCUCCGACUUCCAUAUGGGCUGGAUAUUUUCCUUUUUCUUUUUUUUUUCUCCAUAGAGCUUGGUUAUGAUUACAAAUGUGAUACAAAUAGCAUUAUGAGAAAAUCAAACACCUGGAAGAUCAUUUUGGUGCUGCAACUCUUCUUCCAGUAUGCAGGGAAGGUAAAAGCAAUAGGCUCUUCGACCUAAUGAGCUAGCACUGCAUAUAGCAUCGUCUGGUCUUGCCCUUCUCUGAAAACAGUUUUGCAGAGCUGAUGUCCACUGAUGUUGGUUGAAUGGAAAAUAAACAAUACUUAGUCCAUAGAAAUGUAUCCUAUUUGGGACCCAAGUUAUUACACCAUGCACCAUGUACUAAAUCAUACCCAUGUUCAUACUGAACAAGCCUAUGAUCUUCAUGCUUUGUAUGAUUAUGUGUGCAUAAUUAUUAUUUUAUAAAUAAACACUUUUAUAAG